Necator americanus (New World hookworm) is the source of this 1800-nucleotide messenger RNA. RefSeq lists its product as uncharacterized. Lineage: Eukaryota; Metazoa; Nematoda; Chromadorea; Rhabditida; Ancylostomatidae. The record is from RefSeq and is a predicted model, not a curated record. The transcript has 15 exons. Bases 1 to 1800 code for a protein of 599 amino acids.
AUGUCUUCAACGGGCUCACCAGGAACUUCUUCUUCUUCUCCAGCAAUACGUAAAGGGUUUCCUCCAAGAACUCCUUCUAGCAGCAGUCUGCGCAGCGAGACGUCGUCUAGCCCGCCGACACUGAAAACGGUGAACGUGUUAGAACCGGCCACAAGGUUUGCCCUAGCCGACCUGACCGCCUGUGUGCUUCGGCUUGAUUUCUGGGACGAUGCGGAACCGAGUAGUAUAUUUAUUUCGAAAUUAGCUUUUGAAAUUACUGCCAGUCACCUAGAAAUACCGGAAAAAGUCACCCGUUCCAUCAAAAUGCAUUUGGAGGGCGAAGAAAGCUUACCUGACAUAGCUGCCUUGAUUACAACAAUCAAGAACGACGGUGUUGUCAGUGAAAAUGGAUCUAUAGUGGUUUUAAGCAGUAUUCUAGUGGCAUUCGUAAAUUCAGGGAACUAUGACUCUAGGUACCGAGUUCUGCUUAGGCACCUUGCUACAUUGUUGUCCGUAGUAUGGGAAGAAUUCGAAGAUUUCGAGGAUUCGUUGGCUACCACACUGGUGAACGAAGUUUUCGUGGAGUCCAAUCACUCAAAGCUCGCCCGAGAAAAGAAGCAAAGAAACAAGAAAAUCAAGCGAUUUCUACUUGUCGGAGCUGCUGGCGGUGUAGGCGGAGUUCUUAUUGGUCUAACAGGAGGACUUGCUGCUCCUCUUGUAGCUGCUGGUGCAGGGGUAAUCAUCGGUUCUGGAGCAGCUGGUUUGGCAACGACUGCCGGUGCAGCAGUCCUUGGAACGACUUUUGGGGUUGCGGGAGCUGGACUGGCCGGCUACAAAAUGAGUAAGCGAGUUGGAGCCAUCGAGGAAUUUGCAGUAGAAACUUUAUCCGAAGGUCAAAGCUUACAUUGCGCUCUCGUGGUAUCUGGUUGGAUUGAGGAGGAUACAUCUUGCGAAGAAGCGUUCGAACAUCAAUGGAGAGAUCUCAACUUGGCUCGUGAGCAGUAUACAUUACGUUAUGAAAGCAAGUAUCUCAUGGAACUGGGGAAAGCAAUGGACUACAUUAUGAGUUUCGCGGUCUCUGUUGCCAUUCAACAAACGCUCAUGGAAACCGCUUUAGCAGGUCUUGUCGCAGCCGUUGCUUGGCCAGUAGCAAUUCUCUCCUGUGCUUCUGUGCUGGACAAUCCAUGGAAUGUGUGCAUAGCAAGAGCUGCUGAGGUAGGAGAGCAUCUGGCAGAGGUUCUUCUUAGUCGCUCACACGGUAAGCGACCUAUAUCAUUAGUUGGUUUCUCGCUUGGUGCAAGAGUCAUCUAUCAUUGCCUUUUAGCUAUGAGUAAAAGAUCAGAGUCAUCAGGGAUAAUAGAAGAUGUUAUCCUUUUGGGAGCACCAGUCUCUGCUUCUCCACGACAAUGGGCUCAAAUAUGUACAGUUGUAGGAGGUCGAGUUAUUAACGGUUACUGUGAGACGGACUGGCUCUUGAGAUUUUUGUAUCGUACAAUGAGUGUGCAGUUCACCAUAGCUGGAACUGGUCCUGUAGAUAACAAGAAUAACAAAAAGAUACUCAACUACAAUCUCAGCCAUAUAGUGAAAGGCCAUCUUGACUACUCCAGAAAACUUUCCGAGGUGCUGGAUGCGGUUGGAAUUAGCGUUAAACGAUCAAGUGUCACCGAGCUUUUUCAAGAGGAUACACGGGAAGCUAUUGACGAAGCGCAGGAUGUGUUAAAAAUGACAAUCCCUGUGAAUAAUAAUGAUUUUGACAAUGAUCCUUCACCCGAGUAUUGUACUGAGACAGACCCGAAAUCUUCAUCAAACACCAUCGAUUAA